UUUCUGGUGGUGCUACUGGCCGCAGGGAUGCUCGCUUUCCUUGGUGCAAUCAUUUGCAUCAUCGCGAGCGUCUACCCUGCGGCCAGCCAUGCCGGAGCCCUGCAAGGUGCUGAUAAUGGCUCCAAUGCCGCGGCCUCUGCCCUGCUGCCCGCCUCCGGGUCCGACAAGACGCUGGGCGCCCUCCACGGGACCGGCGAAAGCAGCUACGGGGGCUUCUCGACAGGCGCCCAGGACUCUGUGCUAGACCUCCUGGCUAGCGCCCGGCCGCAGCAGCACCAGCAACUCUUCAGCCGCUUCCUGUGCACCCCGCUGACGGUCGAGUGCCCCGCGGAAGGAAGCCCGCAAGGGGACAGUCCCGCGGCGGCGGCGGCGGCGGCGGCGAGCGAGGAGCUGUUCUUCCUCCAGAGCACGGCCGAGCAGCUUAGGCAGACGGCGCAGCAGCAGAAGGAGCAGAUCCGCACCGACCAGGAGACUAUCCGGGAGCUGACCACCAAGCUGAGCCAGUGUGAGAAUGGGCUGGAGCUCAGUUUCCAGGACAGUCCCUCAGUCUGGGGGGUCCCCAGGCAAGACGCCAUGCCCAUGGACGACCUGUCGUGGGAUUCGCCUGUUAUGAUCCAGGAACUGGAGGAAGCGGUUAGGUCUCUGAAAGACAGGAUUGACAAGAUCGAGCAGGAUAUUCCCACUCGAAUGAAUGCUUCUUCUACUUCUGCCCCUGUGCCAGCUCAAGAGACCAUCCACACCAAGAUGGAGGAACUGGAAGGACAAAUCCUCUCUAAGCUUUUAGCUCUGGAGAAAGAACGCACCUCCAUCACCAGCAGCCACAAUGUACAGCAACAAAAUGUCGAAAAGGAGCUGGAUACUCUCCAUAACCGAGUCUCUGAGCUUGAGCAUGAAACAACAGUCUUCAAUGCUCCAGAAGCCUUUAAAGUUUCCAUCCCUGUACGAAACAACUACAUGUACGCUCGGAUGAAGAAAAGCUUGCCUGAACUAUAUGCCUUCACUAUCAGUAUGUGGCUAAAAGCUAAGAAUUCAGCAGAAGUGGGCACCCCUUUCUCCUAUUCUGUUCCUGGACAAGCCAAUGAGCUUGUACUGAUAGUAUGGGGAAACAAUCCUAUGGAACUUAUAAUUAAUGACAAGGUGGCUCAUCUGCCCAUGACUUUAAAGGAUGGGACAUGGCACCAUAUUUGCAUUACAUGGAUCACUCGGGAUGGCAUUUGGUCUGUGUAUCAAGACGGAGUCGAGCGUGGAGCCAGUGAUAACCUAGCAUCUUGGCAUGCAAUCAAACCUCAUGGAGUGAUGAUCUUGGGCCAGGAACAGGAUACAUUGGGAGGGAGAUUCGAUGCAACUCAGGCGUUCGUUGGGGAAAUUUCUCAGUUCAACAUGUGGGAUCAUGUCCUGAUGCCAGCAGAGAUCGUGGGUCUGGCCAACUGCACCAGCCAGCUGCAAGGCAACAAAGUCCAGUGGGAUGAGAAGUUGGUUGAAGUCCAUGGAGGGGCAGCCAAAUUAAGUUUUGAAAUCUGUGAGGCAAAAAUGAAGGCAUAA
Molecule: messenger RNA, 1542 nt
Organism: Protobothrops mucrosquamatus (brown spotted pit viper)
Lineage: Eukaryota; Metazoa; Chordata; Lepidosauria; Squamata; Viperidae
Gene: NPTXR
Product: neuronal pentraxin receptor
Exons: 5
Coding region: 28-1542 (504 amino acids)
Source: RefSeq, a predicted model, not a curated record